Messenger RNA from Halichondria panicea, 1792 nucleotides. Its product is annotated as SRR1-like protein. Gene Ontology annotation, molecular function: ubiquitin binding. NCBI's taxonomy places the organism in Eukaryota, Metazoa, Porifera, Demospongiae, Suberitida, Halichondriidae. Gene Ontology annotation, biological process: microtubule-based process. The transcript is spliced from 8 exons. The record is from RefSeq and is a predicted model, not a curated record. Gene Ontology annotation, cellular component: cytoplasm; nucleus. The coding region runs from base 989 to 1792 and encodes 267 amino acids.
CAUUCUCAGCAAGGAAUCUAGUCGUUAUGAAGAUCUACAAAGAUGUUAAUAAGCAGUGUAAUACUCAAGAGAACAAAGUUCCAAGAAUUAGUGACAGGAGAACUUGUGAAACCUGAUGGCUAGUUCCGUAACCCAAGAACAAAUUUGUACAGACUCACAAUGUCUAGCUGAGCUCUCUACCAUGUUCCCUAAUAUCGACUACAAUGUUCUAGUGUCAGUAUUGCAGGCACAUAACGGACGUAUGGACACAACAGUGGAAUAUUUUAUGGUCACUUCGAAUACAAAUUAUGUAACCGAAGACUUUUCCAGCACUCGUAUAGAUUUUACUGAGAACCCUUCCCAAGAUAUGGUGGGUCAGUUCAGUGAGGACAUAGGUGGACUGCCUGAGAUGCUACCAAGCUUCAUUUACGAUACACAAGACACACUGUACACUAGUGACGAGGACAGCAGUUUCACCCGUAGUCGAUCCCCCAGCCCUGAUAGUGACGUGAACUCAGAGGAUGACCCUUUACCCACCUAUGAGGAGGCAUGCACCGACCAUGACCGAUUACCUGAGGCUGUGUAUAUUGAGGAUGAGGGGGAAGGUGGGGAGUAUGGAGAGUCGAGGGUUGAAGAGACUGUCGCCAGGGAGACUACAACACAAGUCACCGGUGUGCAGAGUAAGAAAUACAAGAAGGUUGGAAAGCUUGCAGGCAAACUGAAGAGUAAAAGGUUCAAAGUCAAACUAGCCAAAGGGAAGAAAAAGUCAGAGCAUUCGAUAUCUGCCAGACAGGGAUAUGCUCCACUGGGCUCUGAUCAAGAAUUACCUGAUGCGGAACUAGAGGGAGACUCCACAUAAACUUAUUAAUAGUUAUAAAUUUAUUAAUAUUCAGUCACUUUUCUACUAUUGGUACAUGCUGACAUGCACAGUUGCAACAUGUACACAUGAUACAAAUUGUUUUCUGCCUGUUGGCCAGUUGGGUAAUGGUCGAUACUCAAACAAUUGCAUAUGAAGUCGGGAUAUGUGAAGAUUAACAUGGCAAAAUCUAGAGAUGAGGAUGGUUUCCAGAUAGUGAGAAGGAGGAGAGGACAGAGGAGCACUAAGCCACCACUAUCCCCAGUAGGACUAGGUCACCUUGAGGAGGGUUUACCAUCACGAAACAUCAUCAUUAGGAUAGACACAUAUAGAAAUUCAAUACGGCAAUCGCAGUUCUUGCAACAAAUUCAGGAUGGCCUAGACUGUUCCAAAUUCAGAGAGUUUAUCUGUUACGGGAUAGGUCGCAUUGGAAGCUGCUCCAUAUCCAGACAGCAGCUGGCCCUGCUACUGGAGCUGUGCCCAAAGGGAACACCCUGUUCUCUGUUUGACCCAAUGCUUAGCUCUGAGGAGAGAGAGGCUGUGGAGAGAACUGGAUGCAGCCUACUACCACACAAUGAAUUGUGCAAGCACCCAGUCCACCAUUCUACACUGUUCUUCAUGCCUCAUUGUGGAAGAGCUAUGUACAAUAACCUACUGUGGUCUAACUGGAGCCCAACCUCACUACCGUGUGUGACAAUCAUUGGGAAUAGACUCAGCAGCUAUUUGGAGAGGCUGCCUACAAAGCAUCUGGCCAAGGAGACACCUUACAUACACAGAGCACUACAGUACUCCACGGAGGUGACCCUUUCUAACACCUACCCUGACAGCACAGUAUUCAAUGACCUUGCAAUACAUACAUUCCCAGUGGAGAAACUGCUAACAGCUCAACACACGGAAUGGACAGACUGUACAGAACCAAUCAUUGACUCAAAUGACCCAGAAAUAAUCGUCACAUGA